Molecule: messenger RNA, 489 nt
Organism: Tremella mesenterica DSM 1558
Lineage: Eukaryota; Fungi; Basidiomycota; Tremellomycetes; Tremellales; Tremellaceae
Exons: 6
Coding region: 1-489 (162 amino acids)
Biological process (GO): protein acetylation
Molecular function (GO): N-acetyltransferase activity
Source: RefSeq, a predicted model, not a curated record
AUGUCCGACAUCGUAGCGUACAAGAUACGGAAAGCUACAGAGGAUGAUAUCGCCGUAUAUGAAAAAGAACCAGACGCUGUCGUUGCUACACCUGAAUUGCUGAGGAAGAACGUCUUUCAAGAUCACUAUGCCGAGGUAUUACUAGUACAUGCUGUUGGUCCUUCAGGCAAUGAGGUCGAGACUGUUGGUAUGUCGCUCUACUUCUUCACCUUUUCGACAUGGCUCGGUGCUCCAGGAAUUUACCUAGAGGACCUAUAUGUCAAGCCCGAACAUCGUGCGCACGGUCUCGGUAAACGAUUGUUUGGAGAGCUAGGCGCUGUCGCCAAGGAACGCGGUUGCCAAAGAAUCGAAUGGCGUGUUUUGAAGUGGAACAAGCCGUCGAUCGACUUCUACGUCGAACGUCUCAAGGCUGACAAUCUAUCCGAGUGGGACACGAUGCGAAUCGAAGGAGACGAAAGGAUCAACAAACUCAUUGAAAUGCGACAGUAG